AUGGGCGAAGGCGUGGCAGCGAUGGCAUGCAUGACCCAUUUGACAUCUUUCGGUCCAUCUUCAAAGUGUAAUGGCAAAGGAUCAAAAGUUGGAGCUUCUAUGAAGUGCUCCGGAUGUCAAGGAACUAGUAUGAAGUUAACAAUUAGGCAACUUGGCCCAAAAAAUCUUGGAACUCUUGGCAAAAAAUGGGUUACCUUUUGGGCUUUGAGCAGAGUUAGGAAGUGCUACAGAAAUGAGAAAAAUACCUUGCUGGGACCUGAUGUUGGUGCGAUGAAAGGUGUGGUGGUCGUGGUAGGGAUCCCAAAUAGAGGUAAUUGCAGUGGGAAAGGUGUGGCGGUCAUAGCAGUAGGCGAUGGUAGCUCUAAUUUUUUGUUUGGGUGGGAAGAGUGGGGAUGGGGUGAAGAAGGAUUUGAAUAA
This is a messenger RNA of Fraxinus pennsylvanica, 417 nucleotides long. NCBI's taxonomy places the organism in Eukaryota, Viridiplantae, Streptophyta, Magnoliopsida, Lamiales, Oleaceae. The record is from the annotation of a GenBank genome assembly.